Messenger RNA from Diorhabda carinulata, 5237 nucleotides. It is a transcript of the gene Rtel1, whose product is annotated as regulator of telomere elongation helicase 1 homolog. The transcript is spliced from 11 exons. Gene Ontology annotation, molecular function: ATP binding; DNA binding; hydrolase activity, acting on acid anhydrides, in phosphorus-containing anhydrides. Gene Ontology annotation, biological process: negative regulation of DNA recombination; regulation of double-strand break repair via homologous recombination; telomeric loop disassembly. The record is from RefSeq and is a predicted model, not a curated record. NCBI's taxonomy places the organism in Eukaryota, Metazoa, Arthropoda, Insecta, Coleoptera, Chrysomelidae. The coding region runs from base 345 to 3023 and encodes 892 amino acids. Gene Ontology annotation, cellular component: nucleus.
AUCUAUCUUUUGAAUUUUUACCCUAUUCCCUAAAUAUCAAACAAUUCAGCGAGUAGAAAGAUCAAGGGUAUAUCUUGUAUGAAUAAAAAAAAUUCGUCCAAGGGCUAUAUAUAUUCUUAGGUAUUUUUAUUAUUAAUAAUGAGUGAUUAUUUUGCUGUUGGUAACGCUGCUUCAGUCAAUUUGGAUCAUAAUAAAUAUUUUAGCGCCUUUCUUUCUAACCUUUAUCAUUCGUGUAAUUUGAUAAAAUAUAAAUGAUAUUCGUAUUAAUUUUCCGCUAUGUUAUGCUCAGUGCAGUGAAAUAAGUUUUUCGUAUUGAUUGAAAGUUAGUAUUAUAUUCAAUUAAAAUGACAACAGUAACCAUAAGAGGAGUCCCCGUUUCGUUUCCUUUUGAACCCUAUGCCAUUCAAACGGAAUAUAUGGAAAAAGUCUUAGAGUGUCUACAAAAUGAAACUAAUGGUGUACUUGAAUCUCCGACGGGAACAGGAAAAACAUUGUCUUUACUAUGUUCGACUUUAGCAUGGCUAGAAUUGAAAAAAAUUCAAAUCAAAGCACAAAGGACAGUAACAAACAAUGAUAAUGAUUUUUUAGCCACUAUAAAUAAUAAAUUAAAUGAUGCCGUGGGUAAACAAGUUAAUUCACGUACUUUGUCUGGUAUACCUGUGGUGAUUUAUGCUAGUCGAACACAUACCCAAUUAACACAAGCUAUGAAAGAAAUGAAAAGAACAGCAUAUGGACACAUGAAAGCAGUUGUAUUAGGAUCAAGAGAUCAAUUGUGUAUUCAUCCUGAAAUUGAAAAAGAAAAUAACCGGAAUUUCAAGGUGAUGAUGUGUCGAUUGAAAGUAAAAACUAGAUCUUGUAAAUUUUACAAUAAAGUGGAACAAAAUAAGCUCAAUUCUAAUGUGUCUAGAAUUAAUAUAAUGGACAUUGAAGAUCUCGUCAAAAUUGGAAAAUGCAAUGGCUUUUGUCCAUUUUAUAUGGCAAAAGAGCUUAAGGAAGAUUCUGAUGUAAUUUUCAUGCCUUACAAUUAUUUAUUGGAUCCAUCGAUAAGAAAAACUUUGGGAAUUGACUUAACCAAUACAGUAGUUAUAUUAGAUGAAGCACACAAUGUAGAAAGAAUCUGCGAAGAGUCUGCUUCCCUACAGAUAAAAUCGUCAGACGUCGCUUUAGCUAUAGAAGAGGUAACAGCCAUUAUGAAAAUGUUGUCAAUGGAAACUAUACAAUUUGAGGAUACACCUAAAGAUUUUGAUGCUAACGAUUUAUGCAAUUUGAAAGAAACAUUUUUGAAUUUCGAAAAAGAGAUAGAUGCAAUUGAUUUAAAAAGUGGAUUAAGUGAAGGGUUAACACUGGAUGGAACUUUUCUAUUUGAAUUACUUGAAAAAGCUGGAAUUCGAAACGACAAUUAUUUCAUGGUACAAAGGUUAAUUUCUCAAGUUGUUCAAUUCUUGGCUACCCUUAAUGAGGGUCCUUUUGCAAGAAGAGGAAAUGGCUUACAAAUUUUUGAAGAGAUGUUGACUGUUGUUUUUUCGGAUAUUUCUCAUGAUUUCAGACAGAAAGUCAAAAAGUGUUACAAGGUUUUCAUACAAGAGGAACAGGUCAAGAAGAAAUCUCCAGAUAAUUGGCUGUCAAAAAUGGUAUCUACAAAGGCAGGUGGGAAAAUAUUGAAUUAUUGGUGUUUCAGUCCCGGAUUUGGAAUGAAUAUGCUAGUGAGAUCUGGCUUAAGAACUUUAAUAUUAACGAGUGGUACUUUAGCGCCAUUAAAUCCUCUGAUAUCAGAAUUGGAACUGAAUGUGACAGUCAGACUAGAAAAUCCUCAUAUAAUAUCAGAUGAUCAAUUUUGUGUUAAAAUUAUACCAACCGGUCCAGAUUCCAUACCUUUAAAUAGCAGCUUUCAAAAUAGGGAUAAUCCCAGGUACAUAAAUUCAUUGGGUAUGGCAAUAUUAAACAUCAGUCGAAUGGUACCAGACGGCAUGUUAAUAUUUUUUCCUUCGUACCCUACCAUGUUAAAAUGUCAACAGAUAUGGCAAGAAAGUGGAAUUUGGAGUAGUUUAAAUAAUCAAAAAGCAAUUUUUGUGGAACCUAGGGAAAAGAAUUCAUUUAACAGCGCUAUGUCUGAAUAUUAUUCAAAGAUAAAAGAUCCAACUAAUAAAGGAGCUAUUUUCAUAGGGGUUUGUAGAGGAAAAGUAUCGGAAGGUCUGGAUUUUGUGGAUGCAAAUGGAAGAGCUGUUUUAAUAACUGGAUUGCCAUACCCGCCAUUCAAAGAUCCGAAAGUUGUGUUGAAAAAAGAGUAUUUAAAUAGAUGUAACAUAGAAGAUAAAGCAUUUUUAAAAGGACAAGAUUGGUAUAACCUAGAAGCAACUCGUGCUGUAAAUCAAGCGAUCGGACGAGUAAUACGUCAUAAAGAUGAUUAUGGUGCCAUAUUAUUGCUUGAUUCUCGUUUUAAUAAUCCCGUUCUCAAAAAUCAUAUGUCGUUGUGGAUAAGAAAUAGCAUAAAAGUAUCAAGAAAUUUUGGAGAGCUUAUGAAAGAUUUGAGAUCAUUUUUCAAAACAGCUGAUGCUAAGUAUAAGUGCGUAUUGGAAGAAAAAUCUUUGACACCACUUUCAGCUGAAUUUGGUGGACCUUCUAGUUAUAAAAUUAAUGAAGAUACUUCAAAUGCAGGAGAAGUUAUUAUUCAUAGUAAAAAGACAAAAGAAUUGACAGGAAAUCCUUCAAAAAAAAUUAAGCUGUCAGUUGUGCCUAACUCUUCAAAGGAAUCAAAAUCAUCAAACCAAAGUGAUUUGACAAAAGAUUAUAUAGUUAUGGUUAGGAAACGUUUAGAUGAUUCUUCCUUUAAGGAUUUUGUCGAAGCUAUAAAGAACUACAAGGCUUGUGACAGUAUAAGUUCAUUAAUUAGUCAGUUAGAUAAUGUAUUUAAGAAUAAAAGUCAUUUGAAAUACCUCAUUCCUGGUUUAGAAUCAUAUAUAAAGACUGAUCAUAAGUUAGAUUUCAGUAAAUAUUGUCAAGAUAACGGUUUACUUGAUGUUUGAGAUAAUUGUACUGAUUUUAUAUAUAAUGGAACUUUUAAUUACAAGAUAUUUUUUAUGUAUAAAUACUUUUAUGAGUGGAUGCAGUUUAGAAAAUAGCCAUUUUGAAUAAUAUAUACAUGAUGGUUCAGAAUUAUUUAUAUUAUUUUCUAGAGCUGAUAAUACUUUCAAAAAAAUGGCACUUUGCAUAUUUUUUUUAAAUUUGAAUAAAAGAAAUAUGUAUUCAUAAGUUCAUAACUUUUUGAAUGAACUUUAUAAAUCAUAUUUUCAAACGUAGCCUUCUUUGAAAUCUCUUCAUUCUGUCCAACUUUUCUUCCCAUUUUUCAUUUUUUCUUAAAAAUGAGAUUUUUUGAGGUUAUCAAAAUAAGUAUUUAUUCGUGAGAAAUAAACACUAAGUGCUAUAUCUGAAAUUGGGGAAUCUGCCUAAUUUAUAGAUUUUGGCAUGGAAAUUUCACAUGUCUAGUCCAAAAAACAUUGAUUUAGUUACUUGACAUAAUAUUCUCUAUUGAUUCUUUUACUCUUGGAAAAUAGUCAAUGUUGAUUAUACAGGUUUCCCAAAAAAAACAGUCUCAAUCACUUUAGCGACUGACAAACCUACGUUGGCCAAUUCAAUUUAUUUUUGGACUUACUAGCAGGUCUUUAAUACAAAGUACAUGUCUCGACCGCAUUGUUUAUACAAGGUGUGAUAAAAAUACGGUGAAACGGAAGUAAAAAAUUAACAAACACUACUUAAUCUUGAAAAUACUGCUCUUGGUUAGCAAUGCACUUAAUCUGAAUUUGAAUCCAUGACCAAAACAUUUCUGGGAGGCUUGUUUCUCUCCCUUUAAUCUAUUUUUGAUUUCCGGGAAGAGCAAAAGUCGCAUACGAGGCGGUACCCAAAAGUAAUCGAAAUAUCAUUGCCAUGGGUGGAGCUUUUGUAGUACUGAUUUCUGCCGCUAGGACCUGCCUAGCACAAUUCAUCCCCAGUUCAGUGCCGCGCGGGCCGUUGGUCUGCCACGUUCUAUUCGUCACUAGUGACCGUUUUUGCUAGUACUGUUUCACUGCUGCUUCGUUUUUUUAUGAUGGCAAGUUUAAAUGAACAACGUGCCGCUGUAAAAUGUUUGUUUCCUACUUGGUAAAAACGCUGCUGAAACUGUUUUAAUGUUGAAAACUGCUUACAAAGAUGAUGAGAUGGGGAAAACUCAAGUGUAUGAGUGGUUUUCUCGAUUUAAAAAUGGCGACAUGUCGAUUGAUAACAAAACUCGCUCUGGACGUUCAUCAACUGUCCGGAUCGAUGAAAAUGUUGAAAGAAUUCGAAUUCUUCCACGCAUGAAAAGGGGCAUUAAAGGACGGCGAUUUGAAAACAUUGAAGACAUCAAGAAAAGAACGAGACAGGAGCUUGUAGACAUCUCUAAAAAUGAGUUGAAACAAUGUUUCGAACAGUGGAAUUACCUCGGAGACAAAUGUAUCAUUUGCAGUGGAGAGUAUUUUGAAGGAGAUGAGGUUGUUUUGUCUACUUUUUGUACAUUAUCAACUGUGUUUAGUUAAGGGACGAAUUCCCACCUCUAUACUACUUGUUAACAGUAUUCCAAGAUACUAUAUUAUCAUUAAAUAGAUUUUAACAUUUAGUUUCUUUCACACUCUUUUCACUUUAUAAAAAAAUGUUCAAAAUUAAUGUCCAAACAUAUCAAUAAAACGGCUAUAAUAGCAGUCUAACGAGCUGAAACCUUUUCAAACUUGUCACUGUUUGGUUCAAUAUGAUUGAAGUAGAUGCACCAUAAUUGCUGGUAUAAAAAUUUCUUUCGCCGUAUUUUUAUCACUCGUUCAUCCAUAUUGACUUAAAACUUAUUAUGCCAUUUUUAUUGUGUUAUUUUUGAUCAUAUCAAAGCAGUAUAUAUUUUUAUUAAAAAUAAUUUAUUUGGUAUCGUUUACAUUUACAAGAUAAAUAAAAAAAUUAUUCAAUAGAUUCAAAAAUUUUAUCUAAAUUGUAUCUUCCUGGUAGCUUAAUAACUUGAUAUGAUUUGAAUCGUAUGUUAAUGGUAAUUGUUUAACCCUUCAACGGCUAGAGUAAUUUUUGUUUGCAAAACAAAUAAAAACAGUAUGAUUAUAUAAAAAUUUUUAACAUUUUCUUCAUUACCCUUUUGACAGUUGAAUGAAAAACUACAUAUAUAGUUCAAAUGAUUACUUUAUACAUUAUGAAAUUUGAUUUAUUUGAGAUAAAAUACCAAUAAAAUAUAA